AUGAAAGACAGAAGGUCCCAUGCUCAUCACUACAGUAAACCUAAAAUCACAGAACUAGAAGAAUGUUCGAUCGAAACCGAUAGAAUAAUUGAACGAAAUCGCAAUCCUACGCAGGGGAAGACAUAUGAGGAACUACAUGUGAACCUUAAUUUCGUAUAUGAUAUAGGGACAGUGUCGUCUUCGAUUGUUAGCUCAAUCACCAUCGACCUCCACUGCUGCUUUCACAACAUCAAUCCGGUGAUUAAACCAUAUUUUCUUGCGGCUAUUGCGAAGAAGCUUGCCAACGGCAGGAAGCACGAGUACGACCACUUUCUUAGCGAUGCGAUGAAGCUCCGCUCUGGCCUAGCGAUCUGCCAGGAACAUUGUUGA
This is a messenger RNA of Linum trigynum, 369 nucleotides long. NCBI's taxonomy places the organism in Eukaryota, Viridiplantae, Streptophyta, Magnoliopsida, Malpighiales, Linaceae. The record is from the annotation of a GenBank genome assembly.